UAAUUAGUUGUCCCAUUCAAAACUGAGAUAUUUUUGUUUCUCAGUUUUGUGUGUUAAAAUCUUUAGAGCCAUAAUUUUUUGAAAGAUUAUUCUCAAGUGAAAUUGAAGUGAAAGUGAAGAAAUGUAGAAGAUUUUCAAGUUGAAAAUAAAGUUUGUGAUUAUUAUCUUCAUAAGUAAAGGAUUGUACGAUAGACCUAGAAUUUUAUGAGUGGAAUCACUUAAUCUAUAAGUGAAAUCAGUAAAUCUUCAAGUCAUCGAAAGUGAUUAAUCGUCAUAACCAGUGAAAAUAUAUCAAUCAAAGACAAAUAUGUAACAUCCUCCACUAAUGGAAAUCAAUGUAUGAUCUGAAGUCCUAUUAUGUAUUUUCAAACGUUGCUCUGAAGAACUUUUCAAAGUCCCGUACAACUAUGCAAGAUGCAGAAGGCACUGAUCUCAAUCCUGAUCAUCCUAGCUUUGGCAGGGUCUCAGUCAGCUAUCAGUGAUGACUGGAAUGAAAAAAUUAACACAACAAGACUUCAGAAAUAUUUGCUGGAGACGACAAUUGAUAACCACAACAGAUCAACGAAAUUCAUUGUUGACACGUUGUGGAUCGGCUUGAAGGGCCGAAAAAUCGGACGAAUCGACAAUCGAUCACUAACAUCAUCGAGCAAUCGUGUAGAAUGCUUGGAAGCUUUGAAUGACUACGUUGAUGCUGUUCUAAAAGGCAGAGAGCUGUGGGCUUUGGAAAUGUACGACGCCUCAUCAAGUGUACAACCGGGCUUUCUGUCUGGAAAUAUCCAGGACAUGGGCUGCUAUGAUGAGUGUGUUGCAGUAACAAAGCCUAGCGAUGCAAAUGUGAUUGGUAAAUACUGUACGGUGGUGGUCGAUAGUGGAAAGCCUUUCAUUGUGGAAAAGAGUAUAUCUCAGUCACAGGUGACCUAUGGCCUGUGCAUUCCAUCUGUAUGUCAUGCUGACUUAAUACAGGAUCUAUUGAAUGGUGGAGCAGUGCUUCUCAACCAUACUUUGGCGUUCAAAAUAGAUGAACAGCAGUGUUAUACUAGAAACAAGCGGUCUCUAGGGACAUUGGAUUGGUUUGCUAUCUCAAUAUUUGGAUUGUUUGCAAGUCUAGCAAUCAUAGCUACACUCAUAGACGUGCGUUACGUUUCAUCUUCAACUGCAACAAAAACAAUAUCUAUCAUCCAUUCAUUUUCACUACAAAAGAACGUCCAUCAACUACUGAAAGUGUCAACUAGUCGUGACUCGAUGAACUGCCUGUACGGUUUGCGUUUCAUGAUGAUUGUCUGGAUAAUCUGCGUGCACCGGUUCUCACAGCUGCGAUCUGUGCCGGCGAUGUCCAUGUUUCAGCACCAUAUAUUAGUUCAGGACUGGACGCGAGCCGCCAUUGUCAACGCUUACAUUUCUGUUGACACGUUUUUUGUGAUCAGCGGCACUCUACUUUCCUACUCUUUUGCCAGAAAAAUUGACAAAUAUCGUCAAAGUUUCUCAGUUCUGAAAUUGUAUUUGCAUCGGUACUUCAGGAUCACACCGGCUCUGGCUGGAAUAGUUCUGGUCUAUGCAAGCGUAUCUGAUUUGUGGUGUGAAGGUCCUUUGUAUAAGCCGUUUUAUGAUUCUAUCAAAAAGCCCUGCAUGAAAAACUGGUGGACGACCUUGUUAUACAUCAAUAAUUAUUACGAUAGUGACGUCAUGUGUGUGGUUCAAAGCUGGUACCUCUCAGUGGACAUGCAGCUUUAUGUAUUUAUUUCAUUUAUACAUUUAUGUAUGUAUACGUUUGUAUUUGCAUUUUUCAGAAAAUACGAGGACCAUAGAAUUUUCCUGGACAACUAUGUACUAACUCACACGAGAGCAGGCUCUUGGAUACUCGGAUUCGCCCUCGGUGUCUAUCUGGAUGAGUUUAAAAGAAAUCCAAAAGUGUUGCCGAAAAAACUGCGAAAUCUAGGAUGGUUGCUGUGCGUUCUGGGUUUGUUUGCAGUGAUUUUUGGCAUUCUGCCGUUCCAGCAAGCCGACCAUGAGUACAGUGAAUUGUGGGACACUCUGUUUAAGUGCUUGCACAGGCAUAUAUGGGCGAUGUCCAUCUGCUGGUUGAUAUUUGCUUGUUCAACUGGACAUGGAGGUUUUGUGAACGCAUUUCUCUCAUGGGGCGCAGUGAUGCAACCUCUAGGCAAACUGACAUAUUGCAUUUACUUGGUGCACAUUCUCAUCUUGAAAGUGCAGAUGUGUGCUCAACGCACGCCGGCUAAUUUCUCCGACAUUACCAGGGUAACAAUUGCAUUUGGAGAUGUGAUUGCCUCAAUGCUAUUGGCUGUUAUUUUCUACCUGUUAAUUGAAGCUCCCUGGUGUUCAUUGGAGAGGAUAUUCCUUGGCUCAGAAGGAGAAAAUACUAAAGUGAGAGCAGAAUCCAGAGACAUCGGGUUGGAGUUGACUGCUAAAUCAAAUUCAAAAUAAAAUAUUUUAAUCACAAACUUAUUUCUAUCAAGACUUCAGAUAGCAAUUGUUGAUUAAAAAUUUAUAUUACCGUUUCUGAAUCACAAAAAUCUGGUGUGGCAAACUCACACUAUUUUCCUAGCCAUGAUCAAAUAUUUCUAGUAUGUACUCUUAGUUUGCAUCGGAAUUCCUUUGUUGUUGUAUUUGUAAAUUUUAAUCUAUAGAAAUACUGUAUUUACAUUUUUACUU
Messenger RNA from Nilaparvata lugens (brown planthopper), 2670 nucleotides. RefSeq names its product nose resistant to fluoxetine protein 6. The record is from RefSeq and is a predicted model, not a curated record. The coding region runs from base 415 to 2442 and encodes 675 amino acids. NCBI's taxonomy places the organism in Eukaryota, Metazoa, Arthropoda, Insecta, Hemiptera, Delphacidae. Gene Ontology annotation, molecular function: acyltransferase activity, transferring groups other than amino-acyl groups. The transcript is spliced from 12 exons.